This is a messenger RNA of Punica granatum (pomegranate), 1699 nucleotides long. The record is from RefSeq and is a predicted model, not a curated record. NCBI's taxonomy places the organism in Eukaryota, Viridiplantae, Streptophyta, Magnoliopsida, Myrtales, Lythraceae.
AACAUCUUCGAUCAAACAGAAACUCCUGCCAGUGAAAGUCCAAGUUUGUUUGACCCAAGUGACCUACCUAGCUAGAGAGUGCAAAGAUGGAUCAGGUCAGCCUCAGGAGCCUCUAUGUAGCAGCAGCAGAGGGGGAUUCAGUUUCUCUGCUCAAGUUGCUCAGAUCCGAUACAAACCUCCUCAAUAGAUUCGUCGAGGCAGGCCCGUACGCUGAGACACCGCUUCACAUUGCAGCAUUGCUCGGCCACACGGAAUUUGUGGAAGUGAUCGUAGACCAGAAGCCCAAGCUUGUGUCGAAGCUCGACACUCGGAGAUCAUCGCCCCUCCACCUUGCUUCAGCUGCGGGCCACGUCGAUAUAGCAAAGAAGCUGCUCGUGGCUGACCCUGAGAUGUGCUUCGUGCGGGACUGCAGAGGGAGAAACCCCCUACAUCUUGCUGCCACGUGGGGCCAUGUAGACGUGUUGAAGGAGCUGAUGCGGGAGAGGCCAGCCGCAGCUCGGGACAGAGCUGAGAAUGGUGAAACUAUUUUGCAUUUUUGUGUGAAGCACGAGAAAUGGGAGGCUUUGAAGGUAUUGGUGGAGAAUAUGAAUGAUCACGAGUUUAUGAACUCAAAGGAUUAUGACGGAAAUACUAUCUUGCAUCUCGCUGCAGCAAAUGGCCAGAAGGAGAUGAUGCAUUUCUUGAUCAGAAGCACGGAAGUAGAAGUUCACUCUCCAAACCUAAACGGUUUCACGGCAUUCAACAUCUUAGCAAGAAUCGAGAGCCCUGAAGAGGAACAGUCCAUGGUAAACAAUAUUUACCUGCAUAUUAGAAGGAACAGGAAUGUCGAGGAUUCUCAUGUCCUGUCCUCAGAAUCGGAUCAUCAUGCACUUAAGCCACCAGAAGAGAAGGGUUGGCUCGAGGAAAAGAAAAGUGCGUUAAUGGUGGUGGCAUCACUUAUAGCAACCAUGGCAUUCCAAGCCUCUAUUAGCCCUCCUGGCGGCGUCUGGGAACAAGAUGGUUCCUAUCACCAAGGAAGUGCAGAGGAGAUUCGCUACUAUGCAGGCACUUCAAGAAUGGCAUACUCUUGGCCGCUCGUAUACUUAAUUUUCAUCAUAGUCAACACAAUAGGUUUCGUUGCAGCUAUGAGCAUCAUCCUGUUACUUAUUAGCGGCAUCCCUUUGCUAAUGCGUAGGGCAUUCAUGUGGGUCUACAUGGUUAUCAUGUGGGUUGCCGUUAGCUCGGUAUCACUGGUCUACACCACCUCUCUAUCAACAGUGACACCUACCGCCUAUGAGAACAACAUUGUCAUUAGAUUACUGGCGAUCCUUCAGAUCUGGAGCUUUCUGAUGUUGCUGCUUCUACCCGGACACUUGAUCCACCUGGUCGUGAAGUUUAUACGGAGGAAAAUCAUAGGACCGAGGUCCAACAACCACACUUCUGGUGCUUGAAGGGGUGGUCUGGUGAACUUGUUAUUGUACCAAAUUUACAUUCUAUGUUCAAACGUCAUACUAAAUUUGCAGACCUAGGAAAAUUGAACAAUUACAGUCUUGUUUAAGUCAUUUAUCGAUCUUCUUGUUGCCGAGUGUCAUUUUUGGCAGGGUUGUCAAUCUCGUUCCCCAGUUGCCGCUGCUUCCUCAUUCGUCUUUAAUUCAAGCUCUAGUCAUGUCCUGCAUAUUCAACUAUCCUUUCAGCAAAUGAUGAGCCCUCAAUUUGUACU